AUGACUGUGCUGAAGGAUGCUUGGCUCGAGACCCACUGGGACACCAAGUUAUGCAGAAGGGUCCUAGGGUUGUGUCAAGGAAACUGUGCCUUCUAUGAAUGGGCUUUGGAACUACAGAAUCAGAAUGCACUACUGUAUGGUAAUGCUACUCAUCUGUCUAAUGCACAAUUACGCAAUCAGCUCGAGGCCAACAUCUGCAACAAGCUCACCAUCCCUGUACUCAGAGCAAAACUCGCCGAUGAUCUGACUCUCAAAAAAUGGAUUGAAGAGGUGAAACACCUUGACGACAAAUGUCUAGAGGAUCUCACCUCUCAGAGAAAGAUCAUGGAAGACUUAUACAAGUCAUCAAAACGCACCACCUCCUCCAACAAACCUCCAUCCUCAAGGACAUAUAACCCUUCAUCCUCUCGCCUAGGGACUCUGUCAGAAGCUGAGUGGACUCUGUUAAUGAAGCACAAAGGCUGCUUCAAAUGCCAGAAGUUCUACGUCUCGCAUCAGUCUAAGGAAUGUACUGAUGGCGCACCUGAAGCCUCCUCCUACAAAACACUUACCGAGGCAGAUGCUAUCGCAGCCAAACCAAAGACUAGGACUGUUGCAGCUGUUGGGACUGUUGGGGCAGUGAUGCUGUCUUCAGUACUUGAUAGCGAAUCAGACUCUGAGGAUGAAAUGGCCCUCUUCUGA
Messenger RNA from Suillus subaureus, 681 nucleotides. RefSeq lists its product as uncharacterized. Lineage: Eukaryota; Fungi; Basidiomycota; Agaricomycetes; Boletales; Suillaceae. The transcript is spliced from 2 exons. The record is from RefSeq and is a predicted model, not a curated record. The coding region runs from base 1 to 681 and encodes 226 amino acids.